Molecule: messenger RNA, 3083 nt
Organism: Diceros bicornis minor
Lineage: Eukaryota; Metazoa; Chordata; Mammalia; Perissodactyla; Rhinocerotidae
Gene: SIRT5
Product: sirtuin 5
Exons: 9
Coding region: 193-1125 (310 amino acids)
Molecular function (GO): protein-succinyllysine desuccinylase activity; NAD+ binding; protein-malonyllysine demalonylase activity
Source: RefSeq, a predicted model, not a curated record
GUGCGGACGCGGGGUCCCCGGGGCGGGGGAGGGGACGGUGCCGGGCCGUCCGCGGCGCGCAUGCGGGCCUGCAGCUUCCUGGCGUGGUGGGGCGACGGUGGUGGGGCGAGGGGCCGGGGGAGAGCUCCGGGGGCAGCGGCACGUCUGGAGGCCCGAGCCCAUCUCAAGAAUUAGUACUACAAAGAAAACCUGAUGCGACCUCUCCAGAUUGUCCCCAGCCGAUUAAUUUCCCAGCUGUAUUGUGGAUUGAAGUCUCCAGCCUCCACACGAACCAAGAUUUGCCUAACAAUGGCUCGUCCAAGUUCAAAUAUGGCCGAUUUUCGGAAGUGCUUUGCAAAAGCGAAGCACAUAGUUGUCAUUUCAGGGGCUGGUGUUAGUGCUGAAAGUGGGGUUCCGACUUUCAGAGGAGCCGGAGGUUACUGGAGAAAAUGGCAAGCUCAGGACCUGGCCACUCCUCAGGCCUUUGCCCGAAACCCGUCCCGGGUGUGGGAGUUCUACCACUACCGGCGGGAGGUCAUGCAGAGCAAGGAGCCAAACCCCGGGCACCUCGCCAUCGCUGAAUGUGAGGCCCGGCUGCACAAGCAGGGCCGACAGGUCAUGGUUAUCACCCAAAACAUUGAUGAGCUGCACCGCAAGGCUGGCACCAAGAACCUUCUGGAAAUCCAUGGUAGCUUAUUUAAAACGCGAUGUACCUCUUGUGGAGUUGUGGCUGCGAAUUACAAGAGUCCAAUUUGUCCAGCUUUAUCAGGAAAAGGUGCUCCAGAACCUGAAACUCAAGACGCCAGAAUCCCAGUUGAGCAACUUCCCCGGUGUGAAGAGGCAGGAUGUGGGGGCCUGCUGCGACCCCAUGUAGUGUGGUUUGGAGAAAACCUGGAUCUUGCCAUCCUGGAGCAGGUUGACAGAGAGUUGGCACUCUGUGACUUAUGUCUAGUGGUGGGAACUUCCUCUGUGGUUUAUCCUGCCGCCAUGUUCGCCCCCCAGGUGUCUGCUAGGGGAGUGCCAGUGGCCGAAUUUAACAUGGAAACCACCCCAGCCACGAACAGAUUCAGGUUUCAUUUCCAGGGGCCCUGUGGCACGACUCUUCCUGAAGCCCUUGCUCCUCAUGAAACGGAAACUAUUUCUUAAUUGUCCUGGGGAAGGAAGAAAUUAUAGCAUGCCUAAGUACUAGGCCACAAACAGAGGAGAAACAGGCUUGUGGAUGGUGAGCUGAAUAUGGAGAGAUUGAAAAAUAUCCUCUGAUUCCCUGGCUGGAAUCCAACCUGUUGAUAAGUGAUGGGGGCUUAGAAGUGACCAUAGCAAGUGUAUUUAGGAGAAGCCAGAGAACUAGAAAGUUAAUGCCUGUUAUUUGGUUUGAACCUAAACAUAAGCUACCUCUGAUGUGAUUGGUUAGUUAUUGGGAGGGAAAAAAUUUGUAAUUAGAUUGUCUAAAAAAUGUAAUUAUUCUGAUUGUAUUUUUGCUCUUUGGUUAAAGAUAGAAGUAGAGGGAUAAAACCCUGGUAUUUCUGACUUUUGCACAAGUUUUGGUGGAAAAUAAAAUCACUCUCUAUUGUAUAAAGACAUUACCCCGGGGCCGGCCUGGUGGCAUAGUGGUUAAGUUCACAUACUCCGCUUUGGCGGGGGUUUGCCAGUUCGGAUCCCAGGCACGGACCACUCAUCAAGCCAUGCUGUGGCGGUGUCCCGUAUAAAGUGGAGGAAGAUGGGCAUGGACGUUAGCCCAGGGCCAGUCUUCCUCAGCAAAAAGAGGAGGAUUGGCAGAUGUUAGCUCAGGGCUGAUCUUUCUCAGCAAAUAAAUAAAUAAAUAAAUAAAUAAAUAAGUAAAUAAAUAUGUUACCCCAAGAGAUGUCUUUGUUGGGGGCUUUUUCUUUUCAGCGUUUACCUUGUGUCGCUGCCUUAACUCAAAGUACAGUGCCUUAACUCAUGCAAGAAAGGAAGAGAAAAGUAGCAAUGAGGUGGAAAAUCAAGAUGAGAAAAAAGAAUGAUGCCAAUAUAUGGACACCAAGGAUAAACCCAGCUGCCUGCACCUUAGCACUGGCCUUCCCAGCAGCCAAGGAGAAAAGGGAGAGGUGACGGUGGACUAUUUCUCAAUAUCAUCAACACAGAAGCAUACAGUCCCUGCGGGGUCUGCCAAGCUUUCCCAGACACUGAAUUCUGAAGGGAGAUUUUCCCAUGGGACUUUAAAAAAUUAUGCUCAUCCUACCUUGGAGUAAAGUAGUAGGAAUACAGCUCUCUCCUCAAGUCCUAUCACAUAAUGCAGCACGCAGGGCCCUUGCAAUGCCGGAUGUCCGGCAGGCAGCAGAGCCCUGACUGGGAGACGUGGCGUUUAGUAAACAGGGUAGGAAGGUCACACAUAGCCCCCUUGGAUCAGGUGGGCUCCCUGGGUGAUCACGCUCCCGGGCCACAUCACCUCAGCCCCUUAUAAGAUUGCAUUUAAUGUUACACCUUUGGCUUUUGUAGAAAUAGAUGACAAGACACUGGCACAUAAAACUUCGUCCUGCAUUUUCAAGUCAUACCUUUUAAUAAAUCCCAGAGGUCCUCUACAUGGGCAAGAAGGACGUUCCUAACCUAGAGGAGUCUGAAGGGCCAGCAGGCACUUAGGGCUCCGUUCAUACUUUACAUGGCUGGGUCAAGGUAUGUGCACUGAGGGGUCCUGUAAUAUUUAUAAUGCAGUUUUUGUAUAUAAAAUACCAUCAUUCACUUUUAGUAGAUUUGUCAUUGGGCUUCUCAGAGUUAACUUUACACAUUUUUCUAGUGUUAGCAAUGAUGGAAGUCAGCACCCUGUCUCAGUCUGAUUCUAUUUUUCAUGUGUAAUUUCUGUCUGACCAAGGCCCAGAUAGUUCAGAAUUGUUCUUUGCAGCCCUUCUCGUACCAGGCCCUUGGUACCAGCAUCACUUUUUGUUUCUGUUUUGUCAUUUUUGUUCAUGUUUUGGUUUUGUUGUUUUUAAAUUAGGAAUUGCUUCUAAACCAGAGGAGAUGAAAAGAGAAUUGAAAAUACAAAAUUUAUGAGCUAGAAUUAUUCAGUUCAAUUUAAUAUUUACUGAACACCUACCAUAUGAUAGACGUUAGAAAUAAAAUGAUUAGUAAGA